AAUAGUGAUUGGGUGAAUAUGUCAUUUUGUGGCUAUCCGAACAGCAAUAUAUAUACUCUAUUGCAAUAAAAACUGAUUCCCUGGAAGUCACAACUCUUACUCAGUAGAUAUUUCUGUGACGUUUCUUGUCUCAUCCCGUAAGACACCAAUUUUCGUAAGUUGGUAUUGUCUGGGCAAGUGACUCCGCUACAUUGAGUGUGAAGUUCAUAUUUUGUUCAUAUUCCACUUUCGAGAAUGGAAGAAAUUGGGAUUAUUCUUCCGGACAAGGAAGAAUUUAGUCAAGAUGUGAAACCAGUAACUGGAACAGUAACUGGCACCGGAGAAGAUUUGGAUAUAGAAGAUCUGUACACCAAAUACAAGAAACUGCAAAGGCAAUUGGAGUUUCUUGCCGUGCAAGAAGAGUAUAUUAAAGAUGAACAACGAAACUUGAAGAAAGAAUAUUUGCAUGCCCAGGAAGAAGUGAAACGGAUACAGAGUGUACCAUUAGUAAUUGGCCAGUUUUUGGAAGCAGUCGAUCAAAAUACAGGCAUUGUUGGCAGCACAACUGGAUCAAACUACUACGUGCGCAUUCUGUCUACUAUUGAUCGAGAGUUACUGAAACCUUCUGCAAGUGUGGCCCUUCACAAACAUAGCAAUGCUCUAGUUGAUGUGCUUCCACCUGAAGCUGAUUCAUCUAUUUCCAUGCUGCAGGCUGACGAGAAACCAGACGUGCAGUAUUCUGAUAUCGGUGGCAUGGACAUGCAGAAACAGGAGAUUCGCGAAGCCGUGGAGCUGCCCCUCACUCAUUUUGAGCUUUACAAGCAGAUUGGCAUUGACCCACCGCGAGGAGUGCUGAUGUACGGCCCACCAGGCUGUGGAAAGACCAUGCUUGCAAAGGCCGUUGCUCACCAUACGACAGCUGCUUUUAUACGUGUGGUAGGGUCAGAAUUUGUCCAGAAGUAUCUUGGAGAAGGACCUCGAAUGGUUCGUGAUGUGUUCCGUCUCGCAAAGGAGAAUUCACCUGCAAUCAUCUUCAUUGAUGAAAUUGAUGCUAUUGCUACCAAGCGCUUUGAUGCUCAAACUGGAGCGGACAGAGAAGUGCAGAGAAUUCUUCUGGAGCUGUUGAAUCAGAUGGAUGGUUUUGAUCAAACAACCAACGUUAAGGUUAUCAUGGCUACCAACAGAGCAGACACCUUAGACCCUGCCCUUUUGCGACCUGGGCGUCUCGACAGGAAGAUUGAGUUUCCACUUCCAGACAGAAGGCAAAAGCGACUAAUCUUUUCAACCAUUACGUCAAAAAUGAACCUUAGUGAAGAGGUAGACUUGGAGGAUUAUGUAGCUCGGCCAGAUCGAAUUUCAGGAGCAGACAUAAAUGCGAUAUGUCAAGAGGAAUAUGAUUGA
Gryllus bimaculatus (two-spotted cricket) is the source of this 1380-nucleotide messenger RNA. NCBI's taxonomy places the organism in Eukaryota, Metazoa, Arthropoda, Insecta, Orthoptera, Gryllidae. The record is from the annotation of a GenBank genome assembly.